GAGACCCGGUCCCCGUCCCUGGGGCCUGGCCAGAGUCGCUCGCACCCCUUCUGCCCCGCGAGCUGGCGGCGGAAGCUGGGGGCGUCUCCACCGCCUUAGGGGGUAGACGCGCGCUCCGUGUGGGGUACGGUUCACGAUCAUUUUCACGACUUUUUAAAGGCAGUAAUCGUUCUGGUCACUGGGACACAGCUGCACUCGCCCAUUCUAAAAAGUCAGCGCCCUCAGGCCCGCGGGUAACCACCUCCUCCUGAGCGCGGUGACCAGGUCACAGGCUGUCCCUCGUGCCUCAGUGUUCUCAUCUGUAUGUCGAGCACUGCACAGAAUCGGCUCAUGCGCUGAGGCUUUCACGCCUGUGAUGGAAGAGACAGAGAAGGGGGUGGCCUCUCCUCUCCCUGGGGACCUGCCAUUCUCAGCACAGGCACAUGGCAGGCAGCAGCCUCCCUUCUGCCAGCAGAGGGGCUUAAUGCACCCCGUUCCAUUUGUAAUUCAUGUGCAUUGAGCUCACUGGAUGAGUCAGUUGGGAUAUAUAUUCCUCCCUGGGUCUGCCCCAUUUUAUGGGGUGUUGCUUAAUCAUUUGUGUUAUUCCAUUGACAUAAAAUAUUUAGCACUCAGAGAUCAUUUCUGGUCAGGAGAAAUGUGUGCAUUUUUAACCCAAAAUAGAAACCUUCAUAAAAGCAUCAUAGGUCUCCAUUCAAUAUUGACUAUAAUUGUUCACAUGCCCACACUGAAUGCUAACUUGGGCUCACCCUCAACACCCACCAGGUGGGUACUAUUAUUAUCACUCACAUUUGACCAGAGGGAUUGUUUGAUUAGGGUGAAGUAGUUGAGAGUUCAGACCCAGGAGACAGCCUGCCUGCUUCGAAUCCUGGCCCAACCCCUGGCCCUGUGUGACCUUGGGCAAGUGACUGUAUCUCUCUGUGCUAUUGUUUUCUUAUUAAUAAAAUGGGGGAUAUAAUGAUACCUACCUCUUAGGGUUGUUCUCAGCGUUGAGUACAAAUGCCUGCGGAUCAGUGCCUGGCUCAUGGUAAAUGCAUGUCGGUGUUAGCUAGUGUUUUCUUCAGUCUCAAAAUGUUUAAUAAAUGCCUUCCGUGAGCCAGGCACCAUGGAUCGGCAGUACCCAUGAUAGAUGAGGCUCUGCUUGCAUGGGAGAGACAGAGAAUAAAUGAAUAAACAAGAAAAGACCAGAUGAGAGUGGCUUUAAAGCCAAUAAAACAGGGAAAUGGUGAAUGGAGCAACUGGGGAGAACUGUCACCAAAGUCAGGGAAUCAGGGAAGCCUUCCCCAAAGAGGUGGCAUUUGAACUGGGACCUGAGUGGUGAAGCAGCCAGCCAUGGGAAGGGUUUGGGGAACAAGAUAUGCAAAGGCCCUGUUGUGGAAAUAAGCCAGCUGUGGUUGAGGAACAACAGCAAGGCAGCCAGUGUGGCUGGAGUGGAGUGAGCAGGGUGGGCCAGUGGUGAGGGAGAACAGGCCAGAGAGGGGGAUUAGCAGCAGGCCUUGUAGGGCCUUUUAUGGCAUAGAAGGAGCUCUGAAGCAAUGAAGUGCCUUGCCAUGUGUCACAUACCAGCCGAGACAGUCUGCCUAACUCGGGAGCCAAAGCUCACUGCUGGGCUUGAGGCCCCUGUAAGAGGACAAUGUAACCCAGGCUGGUAUGGGCACAUUCUGCAUUUCCACUUAAACUCAGAUGGCAAGCCCAUCAAACCUUGGUGCCAUGGCUGCCCUGGUAAUUCCUGGCUGACCAGUGUAACCAGGGAGCUGGCCCAUGACCUGGGUGGCAGCUGAGUAGCCAGGACUAAUGCGACCAAGAGUCAGCCUUCUUCCUGUGACUCAUCCAGGUGCACCCUGCGACAUCUGAAGGUCAGGCUUUCAGCCGCUGUGGCUUCCACUUCCAACUGGCUCCACGUCCCCAGGGAGGGAUCACAUAGAGCUUUGCCAACACAUUCUAUUGCGUGUUUAAUGUUCCUGUGAAUGGGCCCUUGAGAUUUCUCUCUCUCCCAUCCACACAGAGCUUAGAGGCAAAGUUAAGAGACUCAUCAGAUUCUGAGCUGCUGCGGGAUAUUUUGCAGAAGACUGUGAGGCAUCCUGUGUGUGUGAAGCACCCGCCGUCAGUCAAGUAUGCCUGGUGCUUUCUCUCAGAACUCAUCAAAAAGAGACAAGAUCUCUGUUGCCCAGGCUGUCCUCGAACUCCUGGGCUCAAGCAGUCCUCCCACGUCAGCCUUUAGAGUAGCUGGAACUAUUCGACACACACCACCACGCCCAACGAAGUGAGUAUUUUAUAUACCAGCUGGCCGGUAUUACACCAUUCCAUCCCAAAUCUCCCCUCCAAACUUGGUGAAAAUCAUCUGGCCAUUUUUACAGAUUAGAACGAAAGCAAACAAGCUCUCACUCUGUCUGCCCCCAGCACGAGGCUGUCCACACGGAGCCUUUGGACAAACUGUACGAGGUGCUCACGGAGACUCUGAUGGCCAAGGAGUCCACCCAGGGCCACCGGAGCUAUUUGCUGGUAUGAGAAAGGCACCCUCCUCCCCCUCACAGCCCAGAUACCCUUCCUGCACAGACAAAGUGAAAACGUGGGUGUGGGUUCAAAUCCUGACUCACCCAUUCUGCAGUCUUAGACAUGAGGUCCAUUAACCUUCUUUAGCCUCAGUUUCCCUGUCUGUAAAUCAAGCACUUCAACAACAACAGCAUGUCUCGUGGGGUUGUUGGGCAUUUGUCCAAUAGGUGACACACACUACCUGCUUCACAAGGACCUGGUGCCCAGUCCUCAAAGAAUACUUGACAGGGCUGGACAUGGUCUCUCAUGCCUGUAAUCCCAGCACUUUGGGAGGCCAAGGCGGGUGGAUCUGAGGUCAGGAGUUCGAGACCAGCCUGGCCAAUAUGGUGAAACCCUGUCUCUACUAAAAAUACAAAAAUUAGGCCAGGCGUGGUGGCUCAUGUCUGUAAUCCCAGCACAUUGGGAGGCUGAGGCAAGGGGAUCACCUGAGGUCAGGAGUUUGAGACCAGCUUGGCCAACAUGGUGAAAAUCCAUCUUUACUAAAAAUACAAAAAUUAACGGGGUGUGGUAGUGGGCGCCUGUAAUCCCAGUUACUCGGGAGGCUGAGGCAGGAGAAUCUCUUGAACCCGGGAGGUGGAGGUUGUAGUGAGCCGAGAUCGUGCUAUUGCACUCCGGCCUCGGCAACGAGAGUGAAUCUGUGUCUCAAAAAAAAGUACAAAAAUUAGCUAGACAUGGUGGCACACGCCUGUAGUCACAGCUACCUGGGCAGGUGAGGCAGGAGAAUUGCUUGAACCCAGGAGGCAGAUGUUGCAGUAAGCCAAGAUCGUGCCACUGACUCCAGCCUGGGUGACAGAGCUCAAAAAAAAAAAAAAAAUGAGAUAAAACAUAGAUACAGAAAACCACAAAGGAAAAACAUAGCAUAUUGAAUCAUCACAAGGCAGCCACCUCUUCAUAGCCACACCUGGCCCCUGGCCACCACUGACCUGUGCUCCAUCGCCAGAAUUCCGUUGUCUCAGGAAUGUUCAAUAGAUGGAAUCCUGUGUGGCCUGAGAUGAGUGUCUUUCAUGCCGCGUGACACCCUUGAGGCCCGUGCAACUGUUGGUAUGUCAACAGUUAGCUGCUUCUCAUUGCUGAGUGGCGAUUGGUCCUGUCAUGGUUUAUUCAGCCAUGUGGUGGAUGGCUACUUGUCUUCUAAGCCACUUGCCUUCUGAUCGCUGGACUGACUCUCUCGCCCUCUCUUGGUGCAGUCCUCAGGAGGCUCAGUCACACUCUCCAAGAGCACAGCCAUCAUCUCCCACGGUACCACAGGCCUGGUCACAUGGGAUGCCGCCCUCUACCUUGCAGAAUGGGCCAUCGAGAACCCGGCAGCCUUCAUUAACAGGUGACCUUGGGGCACAGGGCAGGGCACCGAGGCAGGCUUACCCUGGUGCAGUCGAAAACACGGUCCCCUUUCCUCCCGCCAGGACUGUCCUAGAGCUUGGCAGUGGUGCCGGCCUCACAGGCCUUGCCAUCUGCAAGAUGUGCCGCCCCCGGGCAUACAUCUUCAGCGACCCUCACAGCCGGGUCCUCGAGCAGCUCCGAGGGAAUGUCCUUCUCAAUGGCCUCUCAUUAGAGGCAGACAUCACUGGCAACUUAGACAGCCCCAGGGUGACAGUGGCCCAGCUGGACUGGGACGUAGCAAUGGUCCAUCAGCUCUCUGCCUUCCAGCCAGAUGUUGUCAUUGCAGCAGACGUGCUGUAUUGCCCAGAAGCCAUCGUGUCGCUGGUCGGGGUCCUGCAGAGGCUGGCUGCCUGCCGGGAGCACAAGCGGGCUCCUGAGGUCUACGUGGCCUUUACCGUCCGCAACCCAGAGACGUGCCAGCUGUUCACCACCGAGCUAGGUGAACCCCCACGCCCACCCGGGCCUACAUGGUGCCCGAGCUGUCCCUGCAGGACUCCAGUGGAAGUGAAAGAACUGGGCGCUGGGGAAAAGCUAGGAUGCUCCACACUCCCACACUAUGCGGGGAACUCGGGCAGAGGCCGGCCGGGAUGGGAUCAGAUGGGAAGCGGAAGCUCAUCAUGACCAGAAACUGUUUCCCUAUGGAGAGCACUUGGAGAUGGCAAUGCUGAACCUCACACUGUAGGACUCACACAUGACUCCAAAGGGAUUGUGAGAAUCAAGUCACUCUCGUGGGAAGAAUUUUUAUAUGGGAAAGUGGAUAAAACUUUCAUUGGACUGGAAUGUUUGGAGAUUAUUAAACUCCAAAUCAGGAAUCAAAACUGCCCUCUAAUAAGACAUUAGCUGUCUAGGCGUGUGGGUGCCCCCUUUCUGCCAGCAGUUCUGGUUCUCAAGAAAAUCAUCAUAAAUCAGACAUGAAAAUUCUAGCUCCAAAAAUAGCAUUUUCUUUCUGCAAAUAAAAACGUGUGUAUCAAGGAUGACGUUCCCCCAACGUGGACACACUCGGUUCCUCAGAAAGCCAAGCCCGCUGCAGCUGCCACAUCCCUGGACACACUCGGUUCCUCACAAAGCCAAGCCCGCUGCAGCUGCCACAUCCCUGGACACACUCGGUUCCUCACAAAGCCAAGCCCGCUGCAGCUGCCACAUCCCUGGACACACUCGGUUCCUCACAAAGCCAAGCCCGCUGCAGCUGCCACAUCCCAGGGCUUAUGGUGCAGCAGGCGCUUUUUUCAAGACAGGAAUGAAAGUGUUAGGAACACGGCAGAAAGGUGACACCUGGAGACCAAAUGCAGGAUGAGGAGUACUGCAGAGGUCACAGGGAAGUCACAGAACAGUAAUACGCUAGCAGGGGCAUGGGGCAUGAAGAACAGAAGACAGGAAGCAUUUCAGAGACUCCAAAGAAGAAAUCAGGGCCAACCACAGCUUCCCGGGUCAUUCACCAGGUGACACCACUGCCGUCAUUUCAGCUUCUGGCCACUGGGAGGCGCUGCUCGAAAGGCUUUGCCCUGAGACUCCAAGAAGCUGCGGGAAGGACAGCAGGGGCCCUGGGGUUUUAGCCUCUGGCCCAGGAGUUAUGUGUCCAUAACCAAAGGGAGCACAGUCUGCACCCAGCUCUCAUCCCAUCAGAGCUGCUGAGACUCUUGCAGGUUCUUCCAGAACUGGCUUAGCUUGCCUGCAGGAUCAGAAAAGUUUGAGAAAAGCAUCUGCAAAAUGCUAAAGAGCAGAGCUUAACUCAUUGCCUGUCCCCACCCCAUCCCAGGUCACCACUUGGAUGACCCCAGGUCCCCGACCCAACAACAACCCCUCCCAAGUCCCUAACUCCCUCACUUGGACUUGAGACCCUUCACAACCCCCCUCACUUGGACUUGAGACCCUUCACAACCCAGCAGCGCUCCACUUCCAACUUGACAUCAUGCUUUCUGGAAACUUCCCCGUAUGUCCCACUUUCCCACACUUGGUGCCCUGGAGCACCUUCCGGCCUCUACAUGCUGUACGUUCCCCUGUGAGCACCCUCCUCUCGGCCUCUGGCCAACACAGUCCCACCCAUCUGUGGGUAACAAGGGGGUGUGGGUGUUCUUUUCAGCCUUGCUAAACUGUCUGAAUCAAGGAUCACAAACUACAGCCUGCAGGCCAAAUCCAGCCCACAGCCUGUGUUUGUAAAUAAAGCUUUGUUGGAACAAAGCCA
Molecule: messenger RNA, 6112 nt
Organism: Homo sapiens (human)
Lineage: Eukaryota; Metazoa; Chordata; Mammalia; Primates; Hominidae
Gene: FAM86B1
Product: family with sequence similarity 86 member B1 (gene/pseudogene)
Exons: 5
Coding region: 3643-4551 (302 amino acids)
Cellular component (GO): protein-containing complex
Source: RefSeq, a predicted model, not a curated record